Molecule: messenger RNA, 2644 nt
Organism: Mugil cephalus (flathead mullet)
Lineage: Eukaryota; Metazoa; Chordata; Actinopteri; Mugiliformes; Mugilidae
Gene: lhcgr
Product: luteinizing hormone/choriogonadotropin receptor
Biological process (GO): luteinizing hormone signaling pathway; phospholipase C-activating G protein-coupled receptor signaling pathway; ovulation cycle process
Cellular component (GO): membrane
Molecular function (GO): luteinizing hormone receptor activity; protein binding
Source: RefSeq, a predicted model, not a curated record
AUGUCGCUGUCGACACAUUCCUGCUCCUGCCAGGUGUACCAGAAAUGUUGCAUACCAGGGGUAUGCACGUGUUUCGUGCGUCCGAGGAUCUGCCGCUGUUUCCCCACCGCGAUCAGGUUUCUCUAUCCCCUGUCUUUGCAAACAAUUUCAAGCCAUUCAUUUGAGGAUUUGAAAUUUCUACUUCUAACAUAACAUGAGAUUUCUCAGAGUGUAACCCUGAAAACCAUUGAGACACUGACUUUUAACAACCUGCCCAACCUCUCUGAAAUUUCAAUCGAAAACACAAGAAAUCUGAUGCACAUCAACCGAGGGACCUUCAACAACCUCCCCAAACUUCGCUACUUGAGCAUCUCAAACACUGGCAUAACAGUUUUUCCUGACAUUACUUUGAUCAAUUUGCUUGAAUCCGAGUUCAUCUUGCAUAUAUGUGACAACAUUUAUUUCCUAGAAGUUCCUCCGAACUCUUUCAGUGGCAUGACAAAAGAAUACAUCACAAUGAACCUGUUCAACAAUGGCAUCAGAAAUGGCUUCAGCAGGAUGGAGAUAGAUAAGCUGGUACUGAAGAAUAAUCGAAAUCUUAGAGUGAUCCACAGAGAUGCUUUCAAAGGAGCCACUGGCCUCGGAGUCUUGGAUGUUUCUGCAACAGCUCUGACAGAGCUGCCAUCACAGGGCCUGCAGUCACUUUUGGUGUUGUUUGCUCAGUCGGCGUAUGCCUUGAAGAGUCUGCCUCUCCCAUAGGGCCUGAGGAGCCUACAAGAGGCUCAUCUCACCUACAACAGCCACUGCUGUGCAUUGCUGAGCAGGAACGCUCACAGGUGACUUAUACUGACACACCUUAGAGUCUGGGAGUAAAUGUCUUGCGAUGAGAGUGAUCCAUCAGCAAGGAUUCAGCCUGUGAUUGGAGGGUCAGCAGCCACAACUCUGCCUGUAGACUGGCCAUUUUUGUCUGAGGUUGACCUCUCCGUGGACGAUGAUGGCUUCAGUGAUGUCAAUUUCCAUUAUCCAGAGCUCGACUUCUGUUCCACCAGAUCAACGUUAGUUUGCACACCUGAAGCAGAUGCGUUCAAUCCCUGUGAGGACAUUGCAGGCUUCAGUUUCCAUUUGGCCAUUUGGUUCAUCAAUAUACUGGCUGUCACAGGUAACCUGACAGUGCUCCUGGUCUUCUUUACCAGCCGCAACAAGUUGACGGUGCCUCGCUUCCUCAUGUGCCACAUGACUGCAGACUUGCGAACACAUGGACGCUACAGUCAACAUGCUAUUGAAUGGCAGAUGGGGCCUGGUUGUAGUGCAGCAGGCUUCCUGUCUGUGUUUGGUGGUGUGCUGUCAGUCUGCACACUUUCCACCAUCACCCUGGAGCGCUGGCACAUAAUCACCAAUGCUCUCCACGUAGAGCGCCACCUGGUUCUGACGCAGGCAGCUGGUAUAAUGGCAGCUGGUUGGCUCAUCUGUCUGGGAAUGGGGAUGCUGCCUCUUGUUGGUGUGAGCAGUUACGCCAAAGUCAGCAUGGACAUAGAGACUCCUCGCACUCCUCUGGCACAGGCCUUUAUCAUUAUCAUCCUGCUCUUCAACGUGGACGCCCUCAUUGUCGUCUUCGUUUGUUACGUGCUGAUCUACCCGGCUGUAAAGAACCCAGAGGUCCCCGAGAGAAGUGCUGACACCAGGACUGCAAAGCGCAUGGCUGUGCUCAUCUUCACAGAUUUUCUCUGCAUGGCACCCAUCUCCUUCUUUGCCAUCUCUGCUGCCUUCAAGGUUCCCCUCAUCACAGUGACAAACUCCAAGAUCCUGCCGGUCCUCUUCUUCCCCAUCAAUUCCUGUGCCAAUCCCUUCCUUUACGCAAUCUUCACCAAGGUCAUGAGCUCCAUGGACUGCUGUAAGAGCGAGGCCAGCGUUUACCGCACGGAGGCCUGCUGUUCAGAAAAUGCCAUCAAAAGUAACUUGGGUCCGUUUUAUAAAGGAUCCCAAUCAGGAGUGAAACUAACUGACAUGGCACCAAAGAUCCCCCACCAGAGUGAGGACAGGAAGGUCACCAGAAAGAGAGAGACAAGACUUUUAAUUUCAGAUAAAAGACAUCGACAGGACAUUCAUGUUGGAUUUAAAGGAAAUUAUUGACUUGUAGGCAUCUGUGACAACACAUUAAAUGACAUGCUGCAUAUUAUGUUAAAUGUGUAUAAUGUGAAAAAAACAUUGCAUUGGAUUGAAUUUUAAUGACAAAUAAGCCUUUUUCACUGGAGAUAUGACAGAUAUGACUUAUAUCACUGAUGACGGUUCUGUGGAGUCAGGUAUCUCAGUGGAUCCUGGGAAUGGAACGAAGCCUUCAUUCAUCACUAGGGCGAUAUUUCUUUCUGCUUACCACAUGUCAAAACAGGGUGUAAAAAAAAUAUGGCAUUCACAGUGUGACGUGAAUACCAUUGAAAAGUUACUUUCAAGAAUGAACUUUAAAAAAAAUGUCAGUGUUUAAGUAAAUGGACAAAAGGUUUCCUGUAACAGAAAUGGGGAAGUCCAGAAUCUAGUGAUAAAUAUUAACUCACCACAGUCAAUCUACCAAAUGUGUGGUAUGACUGAAACCAGCUGGAGGAUGGAAGAUUUCAAAGAGAAACGUUUCAUUUGUUUCAUUCUGGUUAUUGUUAGCUUUAGUAAGAUUGGA